AGCGGCAGGUUACGCUGGAUUUUGCGUCUGAUUUCUCAAGGAAAACCCAGACACCGCCCUAGGGAACAAGCUGAAUCCUGAAUUUGAGGACACCUGCAGAUGUGAGGAGCAGAGAGCCGCAAGAAUGAGAAGGCAGCCUGAGAUCGCUCCAUAUGCAGGAGAGCAAUUUCCUUCAGGUCAGGAUACAGAAAGUGGAGGGCAGAGAGCACGGGGGUAUAGCGCCAAGGUCAAGGCUCCCAAAGAAGGCCCGAGAGUGGGGCGAUCGGUGCCAGCAGGUGGGAAAGCUCCUGGGAGGAGAUCUAUCGGAUCGAGGGAGUUGCAGCGGGCAGGCAGAGAUCAGGCAGGCUGGAGCAGUUAGGGAGACUUCUUUGAGGAGGAAGAGGGUGUCUGGAGGCUCCUGGAGGCGGCGAGGCUCCAGGGCGCUGCCUCACCUGGGGCCCCGCCGCCGCGCUCUGGGCCGCAGUCUCGGCCCGCGCAGGCCGGGCACAGCUCGCCAGUACCACGAACCCGGAAGGGUCGCCGCGCGCGGCCUCCACCAGGGCCGCCUUCACAGACGUGGUGCCCAGGUCGAUGCCGAGAGUGACAGACCGUGCAGCCAUGACAGCGAUUGAGUCUGGGGCCCGGGCGCCCCUUCCAGCACACUUCAUCCGGGACAGAGGCGCCGAGGCGGGGCCUCGCCUGCCAAUCUUUCCAGCCACGCUCAACACGACGAAUUCUCGUCUUCCCAUUGGUUGAGGAAGGCCGAGUCCCGCGCACCCCGAGUGACGGGCCCCGGCUAUAGGCGGAGCCGCGGUGGAAGGCGGAACCUACAGGCCCCGCUCCGCAGGGCAGGGUUUGCGAUGUGGCCCGAGGCUUCGGCCUUGCUCACCAAAGUACCAGUACCCCGAGUCUCGCUGGGGGAUGCGAGGGCUUCUGUGACCCUAAUAGUGACUUAACCCUCCCACAUAUCCGAGCCUGCCAAGUUGCCUGAGCCCCUCCGCUCCUCCCCAGCCCCAAACUGUCUCGCCGAGACGCGGGAAAACUACAGCUCCCAGGGUGCACCGCGCCGAGACCUGUACUCCGCGGAUCAGGUGGCUCGAGUCAGGUGACUUCUGGUCCGCCCCACACUAAGUCAAGCCGGCCGGAGGAAGCUGGUACAGUCCGAAGCGGCUCCUGCGUCCCGUCUGGUCGGUCCCCUGAGCCUAGAGGACCUCAGUUCAUUGAAAUCGAGGAACAUGAUAAGAAGGUGGCUGGUUAUUUUUAGCCUUUUUCCCCUGAAGCUCAUAGAGAAAUGUGAGUCCACGGUCAACUUCUCUGUUCCUCCCACCGUGAAGCUGGAAAAUGGAAGCUCCACCAACGUCAGCAUCUCCCUCCCGCGUCCUUUAAAUGCAACCUUGGUGAUCACUUUUGAAAUCACAUUUCGUUCAAAAAACAUUACUAUCCUUCAGCUCCCUGAUGAAGUUGUGGUCCCUCCCGGCGUGACAAAUUCCUCUUUUCAAGUGACGUCUCAAAAUGUUGGACAAGUUACCACUUAUCUGCACGGAAAUCACUCCAACCAGACCAGCCCAAGGAUACUCUUCUCCGUGAUCCACAGCAAUGUCGUCAGCAUCAUAAACCAGGUGAUCGGCUGGAUCUACUUUGUGGCCUGGUCCGUCUCCUUCUACCCGCAGGGGAUCGCCAACUGGAGGCGGAAGAGUGUCGUGGGUCUGAGCUUUGACUUCGUGGCCCUGAACCUGAUGGGCUUCGUGGCCUACAGCGUGUUCAACAUCGGCCUCUUCUGGGUGCCCUCCAUCAAGGAGCAGUUUCUCCUCAAAUACCCCAAUGGCGUGAACCCCGUGGACAUUAAUGACGUCUUCUUCAGCCUGCACGCGGUCGCCCUCACCCUGGUUAUCGUGGUGCAGUGCUUCCUGUACGAGCGAGGCAACCAGCGGGUGUCCUGGCUGGCCGUCGGCUUCCUCGUGCUCUCCUGGCUCUUCACACUCAUCACCCUGAUCAUGGCCGCGGUCAGGGCCACCACGUGGCUGCAGUUUCUCUUCUGCUUCUCCUACAUCAAGCUGGCAGUGACGCUGGUCAAGUAUUUUCCACAGGCCUACUUGAACUUCUACUACAAAAGCACCGAGGGCUGGAGCAUUGGCAACGUGCUUCUGGACUUCACUGGGGGCAGCUUCAGCCUCCUGCAGAUGUUCCUCCAAUCCUACAACAACGACCAGUGGACGCUGAUCUUUGGAGACCCGACCAAGUUUGGCCUCGGCAUCUUCUCCAUCUUCUUCGAUGUUGUCUUCUUCAUCCAGCAUUUCUGCUUGUACAGAAAGAAACCAGGGUAUGACCAGCUGAACUAGCUCCCAGGGACCCAGCGGAAACAGCCCAGGCCCUGGGCCCUGGUGGGCAAGUUUCCACUAGGAAGGCUGAAAAAGCCGUCUGGAGUGCCGGGCUGGCUCCAUGUGGAGAAGCACUCUUCCUCAGGGCCAAACUCCUUGAACUUGAACCAGCCUGCUUUCGUCCAGGACUCUUACAGGCCAGGGAGGAACCUACCUCUGGGAUAGGCACCUGACUGUGUGCUGAGAUUAAUGGCCAGACCACUGGCGGCCCCUCCCAGACUCCCCAGAGGUCUCAGCCCCUCCCAGGCUUUGCUGGCCAGGCAUCUGGCCCUCCUGCAUCUUGAUGCUGCACCUCUAUUUUCUUCAAGGCUUCAGGCAGCACGCAGGGCUUCUGGCAGCCGUCCCAGGCAGGAUUGAGCACUGAGCUUGGAGCCAAAGGCCUGGCCCCAAGCAACGAGUGUUUCUGGAAGCAGCUUGAAGGACUGACCUUGCAGCUGGGAGAGCCAAGGGUGCUUUGCUGCCACUGCUGUGUUCAGAGACCAAGCAGCCAGGUGCCGUGGCCAACAGACCUGAGGUGCUGGUGCUGGUGGCAGGGGGGCUAGGACUUUGGGGUUAGGCCUUGGGUACCUCCUCUGAAGGCUGCAUUCUCUGAGCGCUCACUGUCCUGACACUCAAUUCUACGUAAACCCACUUUCACGACUGCAAUCACAGGUGGCCCAGGCCAGGCUCUGGUAAAGAAACAGUAUUUCUGAGCCUUGAGGUACCCAACAGAUUGGUUCAGAACCAGGCUCACAUCCAACACUCUCUGGAUCCUUAUCACACUAACGACCCUUUUGGAUUUUUCAAAGGGAUGUUUUGGAAGUGAGUGGCUUACUUUCUUCUGCUGCUGCCUAUCUCCACUUACCCAUAGUCAGGCCCCAAGCCCCUCCAACUGCUCCUUACCCUGAGUCUGGAGUACAGGACACACACACACACCAGUCUGUGCCUUAGGCGCCUGUUAGACUUGCCACGUGGUGAAAACAGCUCCCCUGACGGGGAGGGCAGGCCCCCUUCCCUCCCCAGACCCCUACCUGAGACUCACCAAUUUGUGGCUAUUCAGGAGCCUCAGAUAAGGACUUAAGACCAACUUACACAAUCCUUAUGGGCCCCACCUGAUCCCAAAGCCCCUCCUUUCCCACUCCAAGCAGUUGUCCUUCCUUUGGAGGAGGGGAGGGGAGGGUCCCAGGACGUGCCUUGUACCUGCCAUGAGCUUGUCAGUCCACUCUCGUAGUUGUUAACCACGAGAUCAACAUGAGGGGCUUCUGUCCUUAAUUAAACCUGAUUCAUUUCCUCUGCACACUGAGCAUUUGCCAGAUGCAGGAGGCAGGGGUGUUGGCUUCAGAACCAAGUCCUUGGGGCUUAGGGAGACAGCCUCAGUCACUCGUGUAAGGAAAUGUGUGGGAUUUUGAAGUCUGCUGAUUCCAAGGUGGCUGCGUGCCGACCCGGCAUUUCAUCAGGGGAGCUCUGUUGGGUGGCACAAGAUGCUUACCUGCUCAGGGCCAGGUAGGUCCCGCAGGGACCCUGUCUGCAUUACCAAGGGCAUGGCACUCAGGCUGUGGUGAGCACGGGUUGGAUGAGGUCUUUAAGGGCACGUGGGGGAAGGGUGGGGGAGGAAGUCUUCCAGAUCGUCUAGCCAGGUAUAAGUAUCAAAGAACUUAGGAUCUUGUUUCCCUAAAGCAGAAACUGCAGCCUGACCAAGCCCACACGCCUGUUUUAUUUGGUCCACCCAGUCUGUGAUUGGGUACCACACUUUAAAGGUGGGAGAUUGCAAAAAUCUGACUUGGCAGUGCUAGGUGGGUCCAUGAGUGGCAACAAUUCCCAGAGCUGGUAAUGCAGCCAGUGCUGGGCCAAGCAGAGGCCUCAGUGCUCCCCAGCUCCCCCCAUCUCCUCAGGUCACAGCCCCUGGAAACAUUUGGGGCUGCAUCUCUGGCUGUGCUAAACUGAAUGCUCUUAAGAGUCUUAGUGGGUGGAUGUUCUCCCUUGGUGUCCAUGAGGUCCCUCCCCAAUAGGAGCUGAGGCUAGGUUACGCGAGGGAAGUUGGGGGUUCCUGGCCCAGUUCCAGUGAAGGUACUCCCAGACGUUCCCACGCGGGCGGCCCUGGGCAAGCACAGUGUCAGCGGCCUUGGGGAUAGUUGGGCUUUGUCCAGAGCAGCAGGGGCCAAGUCAGCCAGCCUCACAACCAAAGCUCUCUCACAAUUCACCCCCAAAUAUCCCUACCUCAUGUCUCAGCAAAGACCUCUGAUGAAUGAAUUCCAGCACUGUUUAUUGGGCACAAGACGUGGGGUGGCUUCCUACUGCCCCAUUUCCACAGUAACCAAAGCAAGGCUGGUUCCCUUGCUAAGAGUAAUUCCCAGAUGUGAAUUAGCCGAAUUCGAAAGUUGAACUGGCAUCUUCAAAGAGUACGAUAAAAACACUUUGUAUCAAAGUUGUGAUUAAAAAAUACAAACGUUAAACCCAAAGGCAUAGAGGAAAAUGGCAAUCCUGAGAACUGCCCUGAAAUGUCAGCCUCAAACCUCAUCUGAAUCCUGUAAGUAGGUGAACCCUGGGGAGGCCCGCACCCCUUGGGGGGUGGGAGUGCAACGGGGUGAGCUGCGAGCCUGCCUGGCUUCCAUCCGGACAAACCUUCAUAGUGUCUCUGGUAGUGAGUCGAAUCCCCGCUGGGAAACACAGGGAAAAGGAUGGGGCACAGGCACUGCAGAGCCAAGACACGGGGGGCAGUGCCCAGCCCUGUGUUUCCCAGCUACAUGGUGUUCUCAGGAAGGGGGGCCCCUGCUCGCCUGCUGUGGCCCGGCAGCAGGGUCUGGGGGCCAAGCCUUGGUCACAGAUUGGGGACUGACUCCAUCUCGGCUCCAGGCCCUUGUUUCCAAUCCUCAGUGUCCAAGGGAGAGAGCUGGUCCCAGAGCUUCGGGCCCAUGGUGGGAGAGGGGAAGGCAGGUCAGGCCUCUGGGACCAGCUCUUGCCCUUCUAGGCGGGGGCCCAGCAACGAGCAGAAGCCAGGACGAGGGGCAGACAGAGCGUGGAAGUAGUGUCGCUGUACAAAGGGCGGGCAGGCAUGAGUCAGGGGCCCCGGCGGCUGCUAGGACAGCAUGGACUGCUGCACGGCCUUCUGCAGCGACUGCCGCGUCACCAGCAGACGCACCACCUCCUCCGAGCGCUUGGUGAGCCGCUUCCGGGCCUGGUCGUGUGUGACCAUGGUCAUGUCCCAGCCGUUCACCUGGCCCAGGGAGAGAACACAGCCCACCUCAGCUUGCCACCUUCUGGGAUCGGAAAGUAGGACGGGCUUUGGGAGGCCUGGGUCUCCCGAGCUGACGUGCCCGGGCUGGGG
Molecule: messenger RNA, 5661 nt
Organism: Globicephala melas (long-finned pilot whale)
Lineage: Eukaryota; Metazoa; Chordata; Mammalia; Artiodactyla; Delphinidae
Gene: CTNS
Product: cystinosin, lysosomal cystine transporter
Biological process (GO): L-cystine transport
Cellular component (GO): lysosomal membrane
Molecular function (GO): L-cystine transmembrane transporter activity
Source: RefSeq, a predicted model, not a curated record